AUGUCAUCCGAUCAGCCGGCGGCGGCACCACAUCUAACGGGUACUUCAUCGAAAAAUUCGUGUCUUUUUCUCGAUUUUCUCAUCACAAUUCCGCCAAAAACGCGACAACGGCUCCUUCAGAAGCCGUCAUGUGCGUUUUUCAUCUACCGUAUGCUUCCUCCAAUUGCCCAACAAACCACAAUUCAAUUGAUUUGGAAAGGAAGUUUUCCAACAGCUUCAGACGUUGAGGAGACGAAAGAAAUUGAGGAUCAAGUGAAACUUUUGAAAGAUUUAGGUUUAGUACAUCGUCAGACGACGGAUGGGAAGCUUAAUAUUGAUACAGACUACAAGCGAUCCUACAUGUAUGCGGCAAUGCUCGGCGCCGCGCAAAUUUCGAGUUUAGUUUUGGAACCGAAUGAGGGAAAUCGUAGAGGAAAAGAUGUUGAAAAGAAGGCUGUGGAGAGAUGGGAUUGUAUUUUAAGAUACCUAGCUCUUCCAUCCGAAGAAAACACUCAAGCCGUCUCCGAAACCACCAGAAAUUUAUUCAAAAAAGCCAAUUUCACAAGUGGUGGUGAUACACAAAUCGAAAUCACCACUUUUGGUUUUCAAUUUCUCCUUUUAAGCCCUGUCAAACAAAUGUGGACAUAUGUUAUCGAAUAUUUAAAACUAGAAAUGAGCCAAGGACAGGAUAUUGUCGAAGUUAUUGAGCCAUUGAUACAAAUUGUGCUCUUGGCGAAUAGAGUACAAGUUGCAGGAUUCAAAGCCGAACGGGAAUGUUAUCAAAUCGAUGCGAACUGGACGGAGCCACAGAAUGAGCUGCUCAAUCAUUUGAGAGAGCUCGGCGUUAUUUUUAUUAGAAAACGAAAAGACGGAGUAUUCUUUCUAACUCAACUGCUCACCCAUCUGGCCACCAACGAAACAAUCGAUGACGUGUCAGCGGAGAAGGUCUCGAACGGAAAAGUUAUUGUGGAGACAAAUUUCCGAGUGUACGCGUACACUUCGUCACUGCUACAACUCGCGAUUAUCGCCCUGUUCACUGAAAUGACUUAUAGAUUCCAAGACAUGUCUGUCGGAAUGAUUACACGUGAAUCCGUACGAGGAGCCCUGCAACACGGAAUCACCGCCGCUCAGAUCAUCUCGUUCCUCCGUGCCAACGCCCACCCACAAUGCAUCGCCACGUCGGGGCCUGUGAAUUGUCUGCCGAUUACGGUAGCCGAUCAAAUUCGCCUGUGGGAAGACGAACGUCGUCGUAUGAACCUGAAAGACGCCUACAUUUACUCUCAUUUCGAGUCGGAAGACGAAUUUCAUGGUGUCUGUGAGUAUGCUCGACAGCAGAACAUCCUCCUGUGGUCUGAUAAUCAGCAGAAGCUUGUGAUUGUUAAUGAGGAUGGACAUGAGCUCGUCAGGCAGUGGUACAAACGCGAGAAGAGCAAGACUGGAGCAGGAGGAGAAGCCAGCAGCAGCACAUCGAGCGCCUGAAUUUUUAUAUAAUUUAUGAUGAUUUUUUUAUUUUUCUAUUUUUUCUAUUUUCCUAUUUUUUUGUAAUGAUCUCGGUUGGUUAAAAUAAAAGCUAUUUUGUU
Messenger RNA from Caenorhabditis elegans, 1559 nucleotides. RefSeq names its product General transcription factor IIH subunit 4 (gene gtf-2H4). NCBI's taxonomy places the organism in Eukaryota, Metazoa, Nematoda, Chromadorea, Rhabditida, Rhabditidae. The record is from RefSeq and is marked reviewed. The coding region runs from base 1 to 1458 and encodes 485 amino acids. The transcript has 9 exons.